Vicia faba (fava bean) is the source of this 240-nucleotide messenger RNA. Lineage: Eukaryota; Viridiplantae; Streptophyta; Magnoliopsida; Fabales; Fabaceae. The record is from the annotation of a GenBank genome assembly.
AUGGAUAAAAUGCAGGGCUGGAAUGAUGCUAUUGAUAGCAUGUUCAUUGGCAUUCAAACUUAUUGGGAUAAGGCUGCUUUGGUACAUAGUGACAAUAGUUUUGUGAUGAACUGUUUCAUUGAUGCUGUGGACUAUUUUGAAAUGUUUCUUAGUUUAAAUGAUGGAUUGUUCUUUAUGGUAGGGCUAGAGCAAGUUGGAACAAUGUUGAGCUGGUUAGCCACGGAUUUGGAUGAAGCAUGA